CCAUUCAUCACUUGUACUUUUUGUUUAGAAAUGGGUGCGAAAUGCAGAGGAGCAUUUUUUCUUUUAGUUGUAGCUGCAGCAGCAUCGACAUUCGGCGUUGCUUCAGCAAACAAGGAGUGGAGCACCGUGGCCGGAAACUGGAACCACACGGGGGCCGAUUUCUGGUGGCAGAGGCACCCAAAUGGAACUCAGGCGGCGUCCAAGAGAGUGAUCGUUGGUGGAGACCAAAACUGGCGUUUCGGGUUCAACUACACUAACUGGGUCAUCAACAACACCCCCUUCUUCUUAAACGACACCUUAGUGUUCAAGUACGAUCCACCAAACGACACGACAUUCCCUCACAGUGUUUACCUGUUGCCUGAUUUCUGGAGCUUCCAAAACUGUGACCUGAGAAGGGCGAGGAAGAUCGGAGAUGUGAACGCAGGCGGUGGGGAUGGCUUCGAGUUCGUGCUCAAGAGGUGGCAGCCUUACUAUUUUGCCUGCGGCCAACAUGACGGCAUCCACUGCAAAGAUGGCCUCAUGAAAUUCGCUGUUUGGCCCUUGAUCCGUUGGUUCUACUGAUUAUCAACAACAACAUAUUAAUACGGAGAAUAAGAUUGAUUUUUGUUUCUGCAGUGCGUACGUGUGAUUUUGUUAUUCCACUACUUUCAUUUCUUUUUCUUUUUCAUACUCCUUUUGUUACUCAUCUUGCUACAUCUACAUUCAUGAAGCAAUAUCUGUAACAGUUGAUUUUGUAUUCAUCACGUCAAUCAAGUUAUUUUACUAAA
Molecule: messenger RNA, 767 nt
Organism: Salvia hispanica
Lineage: Eukaryota; Viridiplantae; Streptophyta; Magnoliopsida; Lamiales; Lamiaceae
Product: blue copper protein 1b-like
Molecular function (GO): electron transfer activity
Source: RefSeq, a predicted model, not a curated record